AUUAGACCAAAGCUAAUUAUUUCAUAACUGUUAUCCAAUUUUGAAUGUCUUUCUCUAUAUUGUUUUCUUUAUUACCUCUUAGCAUGAAGGUUAUAAAUAUUAUAAUGAAGGGUUGAAAUCUUUUUGAAUACAAGCCUACAGAGCAGUUGUCAGAAACCAUAGAGCAUUUUUGGAUUAACGACAGAUUCCUUUUUGUGUAAUAUUUUACAGAACUUUUAAAUAUAUGUUUGUAACUUAACCAUGCCGCAACCAGACAUCACGAAUCCCGACUAUAUCAAGUUCUUCAUAGAGAGCUGUGAGAAGACAGCGAGACUCCGGCAGAAAUGGAAUACCAUACACCAGAAGCAACUUCAGCAGGCUGCCGUUCUUACGCGACCUGAUAAAAACCUUACUGACAUCGACGUUAUUAAACAAAAUAUGAUUGGCGGAUUAGCUGCGACCACACGCGACUUCGUAUCAUCAGGAUAUAAUCGACGCCGCACACCUAUCCACGACGCCAAAACCAUCCCCGGCAUAGAAUCUUUGAUGAAAGAACACUCAAUACCGGCCAUAGGGCUCGGAGAUCCGAAAGAAGAUCCGAGACUCGGCCGGCCAGACACGGAUCUCAGUCCGGAUCCGAUUAUGAAGCCGGUCGAUCCGGCGCAUACGGAGAUUCUUUUUAAACCGAAACCAUUCUAUGGGCGAUUGGUUUAUAUUAAGAAUCGGAACAAGAUUAAGCCAGAGGACAGAUAUUACUUCGCCGAAAAAAGCGGCUGGGACUACGGCUGGCGUCUCAAAGACACGCCAUUCGGCCGCGUCGGCGCGCCGCAGAACGGGAAGGUGUACCGGCUGUUCCGCGACCAGAUGAGCCGCGUCGGACCCCAGCCGGACCCGUACUAUUAUAAGGAGCCGGUGAAAAGUAUGACGGGACCUUGCGAUGCUUAAAGCAAGUACCUAAAUUGUUUUGUUUUCGAAUUUUUACUGUGUUUCUGUUAUAAAUAUAGUCUGGUUUAGGAUAAUCUUUUUUAAAUUUAAUGUAAUCCCUGAGUCAAAAGUAGAUCUCUGAGGAAGAAGAGCUAACGAAACAAAAAACAAUACAAUAGAUACCUAUUAAAGUCAUUGAACUGUCCUGAUGGCACCUUUUAGCAGUCAUUAGAAUUCUACUUAUGGAAUAACAAUACGAUCCCAUCAAGUUUAAUUAUACUAAUUACAAUUAUUGUGGGUGUGUUGACAAAUAGGUAAAAGCCGCUUUAUAUGACCGAAGCGAUAUAGACUGCGUUUUUAUUAAAUUUAAUUAUAUUAAUUCCUAUUAUUGUACCGAGCCAAUAUAGACUAGACAAAGAAGAGCUUUAUGAUCCGGACAAAAAACUACCUACAAUUUUAGAAGAUUUCAAAAUCGAGAAGACAACGAAAAAAAACCGUAGCUGUUUUUUUUACUUUUGAGUUGUAUGAAUUAUAGAGCAAAGACAAUGACUCAUUGAUAAAAAAGGCAUUCACGCCAUAAAUAUAGCCACCUACUUAGUAUGUUGUGUUGUGGUACGCGUGGAAUACGAAAUUUGUCGGGCAUUGUUGUCGACCCGACGUGUGAGAGCGUCUCGUGGCAACAAUACUCUUUCUUGGGUAUUUUUAUUGAUUUUACCUAUCUACGUACAUCCGGAGGUUUCAUCCGAGACCCUU
Cydia pomonella (codling moth) is the source of this 1656-nucleotide messenger RNA. RefSeq lists its product as uncharacterized. Bases 241 to 924 code for a protein of 227 amino acids. Lineage: Eukaryota; Metazoa; Arthropoda; Insecta; Lepidoptera; Tortricidae. The transcript is spliced from 3 exons. The record is from RefSeq and is a predicted model, not a curated record.